Salvia splendens (bonfire salvia) is the source of this 1076-nucleotide messenger RNA. RefSeq names its product peptidyl-prolyl cis-trans isomerase CYP26-2, chloroplastic-like. The transcript has 2 exons. Gene Ontology annotation, molecular function: peptidyl-prolyl cis-trans isomerase activity. Lineage: Eukaryota; Viridiplantae; Streptophyta; Magnoliopsida; Lamiales; Lamiaceae. Gene Ontology annotation, biological process: protein peptidyl-prolyl isomerization. The record is from RefSeq and is a predicted model, not a curated record. Bases 70 to 963 code for a protein of 297 amino acids. Gene Ontology annotation, cellular component: chloroplast.
AUCCACAUACAUCAAUCAACACCCAACAGUAGUAUAGUAGUAGCAGAUAAUCCCACCUCAACAAAAACCAUGCAUUCUUCCACCGGCCUCUUUUACCUCAAUCUCAUACAACCAAAAUCCCUCCUACCCCUUUCCGCCGCCGCAUCUCCUCCCAAUCCCAACCCUAAUCCCCUUCUCCGCCGCGAUCUUCUCUCCUCCACCUUGCUCAUACUCGCCGCCAAGCCACUCCGAGCCGAAACCGUCACCAAUGCACCUCCAAUCUCCACCUGCGCUCCGCCAGCGCCAACCAAGCAGGCAUUCCUCGACAUCUCCAUCGACGGAGAGCCAAUUGGCAGGAUCGUCAUCGGCCUCUACGCGGACGACGUCCCUGCCGGCUCCGCCAGAUUCGCGCAGCUCGUCAGCGGCUCGGCCGGUGUCAGCUACCGCAGGAAGGAGUUCGUGAAGAUCAUGCCCGGCUACGUGCAGCAUGGCGGCCUCAGGUCGUACGGUGUGGAUGCAGAGAUGGCGAGGAAAACCGGAGGGAAGGCGGGGGCGGACGAUCUGGUGCGGGAGUGGGAGGAGCAGAGCGGGAGGUGUGCGGGGACGAGAAACGUGGGGAGGAGCGUGGGGAUAAUCGUGAGGGACCCAUCGAAGCCGGCGCCUAAGAUGAAGCUGGUGGCAAGAAAGGGGAAGCUGGAGAUUGAUGAGGAGGAGAUGGGGAAGGAUCCGAACGGGACGGAAUUUGUGAUCGCAAGUAAGGACUCGCCGGAGCUGGACGCGGCAGCGCUGGUGGUGGGGAGGGUGGUGGAGGGGAUGGAUGUGGUGGAGAGGAUUCAGGGUGUAAAGACUGUGCAGGAGAAUACUAGUUCGCCAUACUUCAGGGUGGCAAAGCUAAUAGGGGACAAGAGGGCUGUAGUCGCAGAAAGGGGCUUCAACAGACCUUACUCAAAGGUUGUCGUCACAAAUUGUGGACUCAUUGGAUGACUGCAAAAUCCACACCAACUGCUCUAUUCAUUUUCUGAAUGUGGGAGUUAUAUAUUUUUGGGAUAAUCAUAAAUGAUAAUCCAAUGCUAUCAUGCCAACCAUUUCCUUCAACA